GAUUCAGAAACUCCAAAUACUGAACUCCUCCUCCUCAUCAUCAUCAUCGUCUCACUGGACGCAUCUGCAGGCUGCAGGAGCAGAGCGAUAUGAGUUUACACGGAUGCAUUCAAACUUAGAUUUUGUCCUCUGCUCAUUGAAUAUCCUUCAAACAGAUAUGAGGGACAUUUAAGAUAAAGACAAGCGACAAUCCCGGCUCAUUUGAAAUAUUCAUCUUGUCACAAAAAAAAAAAAUCUCUUUUGAAUUCAUAAUGGGAUUACGCAUAUUUGGCACGCCACUUUACGCAUAUGCGUGCGCCUAUUUCUUUGUUUUCAUCCUGCAAGCUGCCCAGUCUCAGAGGGACCCGGGGACACAACAAAGAAGUAACCAAAGAGCGGCUCUCCGGCAGACGCUACAGUGGUCGCACAACGGCAAGGUUUUUAGCAUUUUAAGCCAAGGCUCGGAGUAUCAACCACCGAGGCGAAGGGGCGCGCCUCAGGAACAAGUGCAGGCGCGACCUGUCACCAUCAUCCGUGAUGCAGACGUGAGACAUACAGACACCUCAAACCCGCCGGUGGCCCAGCAGCAGCCUCCCAGGCCAGCAUCCAAUCCGCGCAGCUCCGUUGGCCUCCCUCCUCCGCUCCAAAGGCUCGUGAGAGGGCACGAGCACCGCCAGCAUCACCAUGACCGCCCGGGAGAGCGCACGGGGACGCAGAGGAGCAGCCCAGCCAAUGAGACCCACGAAAAACCCUUCGUCAGUCCGCCUUUGCCCAGGAGAGAAGACAUGAUGGUCGGUGAUGAUCCCUACGACCCAUACAAGUCCAUUGAUGGUGAUAAUCCAUAUUACAAUUAUUAUGACGUUUACGAGAGACCGAGGCCCAGGGCGAGACCCGGAUAUGGCACAAGGAAUCAUCAGUACGGUCUCCCUGAUCUCGUACCUGACCCAUACUACAUUCAAGCCUCUGCUUAUGCCCAGAGAGUCCCAAUGUACAACCUGAGAUGUGCAGCUGAGGAAAACUGUUUGUCAAGCUCAGCCUAUAGGUCCGGCAUUCGAGACUAUGACACCCGCAUGCUGCUGAGGUUUCCUCAGAGAGUCAAGAACCAGGGGACAGCUGACUUCCUCCCCAACAGGCCACGUUACUCUUGGGAGUGGCACAGCUGUCACCAGCACUUCCACAGCAUGGAUGAGUUCAGCCAUUACGAGCUGUUGGACGCCAGCACCCACCAUUCGGUGGCCGAGGGUCACAAGGCCAGUUUCUGCCUGGAGGACACUUCCUGUGACUAUGGCUACUACAGGCGAUUCGCCUGCACCGCACAUACCCAGGGCCUGAGUCCGGGAUGUUAUGAUACCUACAAUGCAGACAUUGACUGCCAGUGGAUUGACAUCACAGAUGUGAAACCUGGAAACUAUAUCCUCAAGGUCAGUGUAAAUCCACAGUAUCAGGUCCCAGAGAGUGACUUCAGCAACAACAUUGUGCGCUGUGAUGUUCGCUACACUGGCAACUACGCCUACGUGUCAGGUUGUCACAUGUCGACGUAUUAAGAAAUGACAGCAUGUUCAUUCGCAGCAUGUUCUGAAAAUGACAAUGAAGAGGACUGCAUACGAAAGCUUUUAAAACAUGAAGAAAUAAAUCUAAAAUAGUUUUAAAUUGUUUAUAAUUUAAAAUAAUCCCUUUUUUUUGGAAAAAGUAGUAUCAAUCUGACAACAUAGCGCCAGAUAAUGUUCAAUUCUUCUUUGCUUAGUGGGAAAGCAGUUUAUUUUCUCCUUACUGAUAAAUAUAUUCAUAUCUCUUCUCCUCUCGUGAGAUAUUUUUCGUUUCUUACUUCUAUGUUAGCGUAUGCUUGUAUUUUACUUUUUGUUGUUGUUAAUUGUUAAAAAAUAAAAUCCAUGAAAUUCCUAAGCUCGAAUAGCAAAAUACAAACAUAAAAAAGCUUUUCCUCAUUGUUAAGUCAAUAUCAGUUAUAUCAAAAUUUUAAAAUGAACCAGCUCUUUAAAGGAAAAUGUAUUUGUUAUAUAUUUAUAAACAAAAGAAGAAACUCUUUACUAAAGCUUUAAUAAAACUCUGUGAUAAUGUAUCACUUUUUAAGUG
Messenger RNA from Scatophagus argus, 2070 nucleotides. It is a transcript of the gene loxa, whose product is annotated as lysyl oxidase a. The record is from RefSeq and is a predicted model, not a curated record. Gene Ontology annotation, biological process: peptidyl-lysine oxidation. The transcript is spliced from 7 exons. Lineage: Eukaryota; Metazoa; Chordata; Actinopteri; Scatophagidae. Gene Ontology annotation, molecular function: protein-lysine 6-oxidase activity; copper ion binding. The coding region runs from base 252 to 1523 and encodes 423 amino acids.